UGAAAGGUCUUACACAUAACGGUAACAUAUGAAGUAAGAAUGAGGCAGAAAAGUAGUCAAUCUGGAACCGAUUUAUUAAAAUUGGAUUUACACCCGUGAAGUAAAUUUGUCGAUGUGAUUUCAAACUCAAACCGCAGAAACUGAUCUUUCGUUAUAAUGGAAACGUGGGAAAACCAUAAGACACUGAAGUGGCUCCAUGAUCCAUGAUUGGCUUACAAAAGACACGUGAUGUGAUGCUAAGCCAUGUCGGAAAACUCCGAAUUUAUUGAGAUGGACAAACACAAUCUUCUCGUCUUAGUCUAAUAUGCUAUUUUUACUACAACUGUGUAUAAUUUUUCCUAUUUGGACAACAUUUUAGAAGCUAGCAUGUUUAGCGACGAGACCGUAGACUCAGUCUGUGUCCAGUCACUAUGGAGACAGUCCCAACACUCGGAGCAGGAUUCGAGAAGCUGCCAGACCAAACAGCUGCGGAGUGCAGACGCAGAGGCACAAUCUGUGAUCACCAGCUUUAGCGGUACACAAACCCAGUUCGAGGACAAAGAUGAGCACACUCUGUAUGAACCAAACCCAAAGGAACUCGACAAACCUGAACUAAAGCACUUUCUGGACCGAGUGGUGGAAAGUGUUAUCCGAGAGCUAGUCAAAAAUGCCAGAAGUCACGCAUUUGACGGAUUUAAAGUCAGCUGGGAGGACCACAGUGAUCUUGUUUCAUGUCUUCACUGUCUUGAGCAUCCCAGCGCUAAGGAGAGAGGUCUACAUGUGACGUGUAUAUCCUGGAACUGUACUGGUUCUGUUGUUUCCUGUGGUUUUGGCCGGAUAGAUGAUGGGGACUGGAGCACAGAAAAAUCUUUUGUCUGUACAUGGAACCUGAACAGAAAAGGCCUGAGUCCCACACAUGCUGACAUGGUCAUAGAUGUCCCAACAGCAGUAACGGCUCUGUGCUGUCACCCAGACCAGCCAGCCCUCAUAGCAGGGGGUCUUUACAGUGGAGAAGUGGUAGUUUGGGACACUAGCCGCACUCAGGAUACAGUGUUGGCCCAAACCAGUAUAUUGGCAGACAGUCACAGAGAGCCAGUUUAUAAGGUGUCAUGGAUGACCCUUCAGAAGAAGGGUGUGUUUGGGAUUCUCAGUGCUUGUUCUGGAGGAAGAAUCCUUCUGUGGAACUUGGACCAAAGCAGCCUAAUUCUCAGCACAGGCUAUGCGUUAAUUUUGCAACAAGUUCCUCAUAGCAAUAGUGCUGGCUUUAAGACAAAAGGCAGUAGUAACAUUGGGGUCACUGCUCUGGCUAGAUCAUUCUGGGAUUCUGACACAUUCUUGGUUGGUUCGGAGGGAGGCUGGCUCCUCAGAUGCUCUUUCUCAUCUCAGAAGCUGGCAAUGGUUGCUUCUGAGGGCCAGAGUGUCUCAUUAAGAGCCCCAGCGGUCUUUUCAUUUAGAAAACACAGUGGUCCUAUUCAUUCUAUACACUGUUCUCCUUUCCACAGAAACCUCUUUGUAAGUGCUGGGACGGACGGACUCGCGCACAUCCACUCUCUGCUCCAGGCCAACCCAGUGCUUUCUGUCAGAGUUUCUGAUUCUUACAUUUUCCAGGUGCAAUGGUCCCCAAGCAGACCUCUAGUGUUUGCUGCAGCAAGUAGUCAAGGUGAGGUGCAGAUUUUUGAUCUAGGACAUGGGUCUUUGAAGCCUACUGCCACCAUUGAGAAGGGUGGCAGUGGUCAAGCUGCGACGUGUUUGGCAUUUAACUCCCAGAACACUCACCUCUUGGCUGUGGGGAAAACUGAUGGCACAGCCAGCAUAUGGCAGCUCAGUGGUGACUUGACAGAGCAGGGCCCUAGAGAAAUCAGUCAGCUAGACCACAUAGCCAAACAAGUGGCAGAAUGAGAUGUGUUAACCUUUGGAUGAACUGAAAAAAAUCUUUAAUAAAUACACAAAACAACAUGUUUCCAGUUCUAACCAGAAGCGUUUAAUAAAAGCACACUGCAGUUUUCAAGGUGUUUACAUUAACAGUGUAUUAUUCAGUGAAAGCAAAUGCUAAAACGGCUAAACAUUCACGUUCAGAUACAGACAGUUAUUAUAUUAUUAGAAGCACAUAGUUAGGACAAAGGUAAAUGGCUAUCACUGAGUAUUUCUAGUGCCACAUUCAUGCAGUUUCAGCUUUGUGUCUGAGUGUGAAGCAAACGCAUCUCGAUUGAUCACUGGGGAGCUAUGAAUCAGUUAACAAAAAGCGAGCGGGUAAAUUCAACAAAGUCGAAUGCUGAGGGCAUCUCGCGACCCUUGCUGUCUAAGUAGGGUUUCAUGUGUGACAGGCAGUAGUCUGCCUGCUCCUUGGUUAAAUUCUGAAAGAAACAGAGAGUUAGACAUUGCAUUGCAUUGAAUCUGUAUUCUAAUAAAAGGCACACAUCUUA
This is a messenger RNA of Boleophthalmus pectinirostris (great blue-spotted mudskipper), 2402 nucleotides long. It is a transcript of the gene dync2i2, whose product is annotated as dynein 2 intermediate chain 2. NCBI's taxonomy places the organism in Eukaryota, Metazoa, Chordata, Actinopteri, Gobiiformes, Gobiidae. Gene Ontology annotation, molecular function: dynein light chain binding; dynein heavy chain binding. Gene Ontology annotation, cellular component: ciliary plasm; cytoplasmic dynein complex. The coding region runs from base 367 to 1878 and encodes 503 amino acids. The record is from RefSeq and is a predicted model, not a curated record. The transcript is spliced from 10 exons. Gene Ontology annotation, biological process: intraciliary transport.